UAUUUGCUUUUUAUAUGAUUAACUGCUAUAAUGUACUUAAAGCAGUUUCUUUAGUUCAUUCUGUACCAUAGUGAAGGAAUUUUAUUUCUUGUUCAUAGAAUGUUCUUGAAGUGCUUCAGACUUAGACUUCUCACCUGAAAUAAAGACCUCAUAAGCAUGACAAUGUUAGUCAGAAUAAUUAAAAAAAAUAAAUCUAGGAAUAACAAGAAAUGGGUACUAUCUAGAAGUACUUGCAAGUGCUUGCACACUUUCACAAAGAAACUCAACUUCAGUUACUUACUAUUUUCCUCUGUAUCUGAGAUACUGUUGAUUCCCGUAAAUUUGCUGAUUAAAAUUCUGGAAAUAUGGGCUCAACCAGGCACAACUAUCAUGCUAGAAUUAAGGAAAUUUCAUUGCUGUUUCAUCCAGAACAUCAAAAAUUGUGUCUUUCAGUUAAUAAGGUAUGGAUUUAAAACUGAUUUUUUUGUGAUAUAGCUGCUUACUUUUCUACAGAUUUUAUAUUAAUGAACUUAAGGUUUUAGAUAUGACUUUUAUACCAUUACAGGUGCCAGAGUAUAUUUACAAGGAAACAUACAAAGAAAAAUAAUUACUGGACCAGAGAACAAUAUUGUCCUCUAAACUGAUCUGUUCAUGCUUUAAAUUUUGUGGGGAUUUUUUAGCAGUGACCAGGAUGUAGUGAAGUGAGAUUGAGAAAAUAUGGUCACCCAAGGAACUUUCUACCCAUUCACUGUGUAAAGUUCUUGCAGUGACUCCUGUGGAAGUCAGAGAGGCCAAAAAACUUACCUCAGGAAAAAAACUUAGACUGGGUUCAAUGAAGAAUUCUUCACAUUCUUAAAAAUUUACUAAUUUUCUUCUCAUUAUCUUGGCCUAAUUUACUCAUAUUGGGCCCAUGAAGGUCUGUAGAUCUAUCUGAGACUCAUUACCAACCACAGAAAAAGAAAAUGGAAAUGGAACAUGGAAGUCUAGAAGAGAAGACUGACAGCUGUGGAAGAUUGUAUUUUGAUUCCAUCAUCAAAUAGAAGGGAUUAUUUUAAAUUUUGGAGACGUUAACUUAAAAGAGGUAUUCAGCAUCACUUAUACAUGUGGGAAACAGUGAAACCUAUUGAAAUUUAAAGUAUCCUUUGACUAUUCUUUGGGUUAUUCAUGACUGUUUGUAAAUACUUUUGUAAAUGUAAUAUCCAAACCUUUUUUUUAUUUAUUUGACCAGGCUUACUUAUGAGGUAAACCCUGAGGGGAAAAUUAAGACAGCUUUAGUGUGAGGAAACUGGGUUGUUGUUAAGCUAAGACAGUAAUGGUUUUUUAUCUUCUUGUUACAGAUAAACUAGUGUUACCUUCCUUGUGAUUCAGACAUUGUCUUGUAAAGCAUCUGUAGAUGAAAAGCUGUUAUUGUGAGUUUCUGUCUGAAGGGGUCAGUAAUGUAACACGAUAAAUCUUUUUUUUCUGGUUUCACUCUGAAUUUGUCCUGGAAAUGUCUGGGCUACAAUUUAACCCUUCACUGCAAGAAUUAGUGUUGACUUCUCUUUGGGGUAUUCUUUUUCAAAGUUUUGGGUUAGACACAUCUCCGGUCUCUACGAAUAGUAAACAAUGACAAUAAAAUUAGUUUUUUGAGUUUGUGUAGUUUCCAGAAAAGGAGUGAAACCUUUCCCCUAAGACCAACAUCAGAAAUCAUUGUUUAGUUUGGAUUUUCUCAAUAAUUUACAAAUGUGGGUGUAAUGUGGUGAUGUUAUUCUAACCCAAAUCCUGGACAUUUCCUGGAAAAAUGAAAUCAUUUUGACUUGAUUAAUCCUCUCACUUCUCUGCCAAGGCUCAGAGACUAACAGUGUGCUGGAAAGAGGCAUUUUCCAUGCAGAGAGUGUCUGAUUCAUACAAGCUCAUUACCUUCACUUGUCAUGGAAGUGUUCCAGCAUCAGCUUCUCAGUCUUGUUGGGGGUUUGAUCUGUUUCUGUACUCUGGUAAAAUGCAUCAGAUUUAUGAAAAAACCUCUUCCAUAUAUCUGAAGUUCUUUACCUUAGACUUUCUUUUGGUCAAUGGGAGGAGAAUGGUCAGUGGUCACAGGAGCAGGAGAUGGGAUUGAAAAGCUUAUGCAUUCAGGUAAACUGGCAAGAAGCGGAUUAACUAUAGUGAUGAUGAGGAGAACUUUUCAAAAACUGAAUUUGGUUACAGAGCUGGCUACUGAUCAAAAGCUAAAGGUUAUAUAAGCCGAUUUCACUAAAAAUUCAGUGUAUGAGGGCAUGGAAAAAGAUCUGAAAGACUUGGAUAUUGGUGUUCUGGGUCAGUCAUUAAGGUCUGUUAAUUGUCAGAAAGGUCUAAUUCUGAAUCUGCCCUCUGAUUUGAGUACUUUCCUUUUUCCAUUAUAUACAAUGUACUCAGCCACUAAGGCAAAUCUUUCACAUUGCCUUACGAAGAAAUCCUCAUUAAGUGUUUAUCAAAGCAUUGUAUCAGUAGUAGUGAUUCCUUAUGGUGUAGCAGAAGAGUUUAUUAGUGAAUCACUGGAGUACGUCACCUUUGGAGAUGAGAUUUUUGGAUGUCUCACCCAUGAAAUUCUGAUUGAAUUUGGCUGUGUGUAAAUGACUUCCAAAGACUUCAGCCAAGUCUGUCUGGACUCAGCCUGUUCUUUUCACUGUUUUCAUAGACCUUGGACAUCAAAUGAGAAAGAGACAGCGGGUUGUCUUAAAGCUAAAAUGGCACCAGUAAAAUAUGAAAAGAAGAACACAGAAGUAAAGUGUAGCAGUAACAGCACAAUAUGGUUUUCUCUGCUUAUGAGCCUUGAGCUGAGCUCAGUUUGAUGUCUGUGUAGUCUUUAUCCUCUCUCCAGCUGCCUGUUUUCAUGACCUUGCUAAGGAAUUUUCCAAGACCUCUACUCCUUCACAAAAAUUGGCCAGCAAUUUCAAAAGUUAUUAAUGGGGGAGAGGAAGGACAUAAAACCAGAAUGUACUAUCACAGAGACAUCAUUUCCUUGGAUACCAUGCUAGCAAAAUAGAGUAAAAUAUUUGUACACAGCAGCUGUUAAUGAUGAGCAUUAAAUGCAAGUAUAAGAAAGGGAAUAGAUUUGCUGAAAGAAGAGGAAUUAAUAUUUUCCUCUAAGAGAAAUGUAGUCAUUGAAAGCCUGAAGUAAAAGCUUUUGUGGGCCUUAUUUUGUGGGCUCUAAGAAAUUUACAUUAUGAUUUUAACAUAAUCUUGAAAGUCACAAAUAAUUAUGCUUAUUUAAUGUUUAUGAAUAAAACAAUAAUUUGUUUUAUUGCCA
Messenger RNA from Parus major (Great Tit), 3244 nucleotides. RefSeq names its product hydroxysteroid 17-beta dehydrogenase 3 (gene HSD17B3). The record is from RefSeq and is a predicted model, not a curated record. Gene Ontology annotation, molecular function: oxidoreductase activity. Lineage: Eukaryota; Metazoa; Chordata; Aves; Passeriformes; Paridae. Gene Ontology annotation, cellular component: endoplasmic reticulum.